Messenger RNA from Calypte anna (Anna's hummingbird), 848 nucleotides. RefSeq names its product vacuolar protein sorting-associated protein 29. NCBI's taxonomy places the organism in Eukaryota, Metazoa, Chordata, Aves, Apodiformes, Trochilidae. Gene Ontology annotation, cellular component: retromer complex; endosome. The coding region runs from base 30 to 575 and encodes 181 amino acids. The record is from RefSeq and is a predicted model, not a curated record. Gene Ontology annotation, biological process: retrograde transport, endosome to Golgi; intracellular protein transport. The transcript has 4 exons.
CGCGGCAGUGGAGCUGGCGGCGGAGCGGGAUGCUGGUGUUGGUGUUAGGGGACCUUCACAUCCCCCAGCGGUGCAGUGGUUUGCCAGGAAAGUUCAAGAAGCUGUUGGUUCCAGGGAAGAUUCAGCACAUCUUGUGUACUGGGAACCUCUGCACCAAGGAGACUUACGACUACCUGAGGACUCUGGCUGGGGACGUUCACGUUGUUAAGGGGGACUCUGAGUGCCUGAAUUAUCCUGAAGAAAAGGUUGUGACUGUUGGGCAGUUCAGAAUCGGGCUGAUUCAUGGCCAUCAAGUUAUUCCCUGGGGUGAUGUGGCCAGCCUGGCACUGCUCCAGAGGCAGAUGGAUGUGGACAUUCUCAUUUCGGGGCACACACACAGAUUUGAAGCGUUUGAACAUGAAAAUAAAUUCUACAUCAACCCCGGGUCAGCUACAGGAGCCUACAGUGCUUUGGAAAAGAACAUCAUCCCUUCAUUUGUCCUGAUGGAUAUCCAGACUUCCACAGUUGUAGCUUAUGUCUACCAGCUUAUUGAGGAUGAUGUGAAAGUAGAAAGAAUCGAGUUUAAGAAGUACUGAAUCCAGCUCAGCCCUGCUGGCUGACUUCUCACCGCCCUCUCCUCCUCCUCUCCCGCAGACCACGCGGGGGAGCUGCGGGGCUGGGAAGCGGCCACAUCGCUUGAGUGCUUGAGAAAAGCCGUCAGGGUUCCCAACCUCAACUUGAAGCAGAAGCUGCUGCUCUUAUGAGUGGAAAAUUACCGGGGUCUACGGAGGAGCUGCUUCAUUCGUCAGGGAGUCACAGAGGGGGGUGAUGGUUUGGCAUUGAAUCUCUUGUGUAAAACGAACAGAGAA